Molecule: messenger RNA, 39345 nt
Organism: Pelobates cultripes (western spadefoot toad)
Lineage: Eukaryota; Metazoa; Chordata; Amphibia; Anura; Pelobatidae
Source: the annotation of a GenBank genome assembly
GGGGCGCGCACGUCCGUGGUGUCGCAGGGGCGCGCGGAGGUUUGUGAGAGCGGUCUAUCUUCCUGGGAAUGGCGGGAGGUUUCAUUUCUGUUUAGCCUGAGUGGGAGGGCAGAGGACAAACUGCCUGUUAUCACUUGCAGAGUGGGAGUGCUGUGUGCCCAGGAGUCCAUCUAUGAGCUUACUGGAGGGAUAGUGCAGGUCUUCACUCAUUACAGCUGGUAAGGAAAUACACUUUAUAUUAGGAGAGUCACUGUAUAGAGAUACAUUGUGCAUGGAGCCAGUUAGUGCAGUGAAUACAGUAAUAAACACACACAGAAUAUGCCCUACUCUUAUGGACUACAACUCUCACAACCCUUUAUCUCUCUCAUCAUGUGUAAGUUUGCAGUACAGGUGCAUGCCUUUUAGUGGUUAGAAAGCUGGAUCUAAUAUAUCAAGGUUGUAGUGGUAAUGUUGUAAACAUUUCAAUUGAAAAUAUUUGUGAUAAUCUCAUAGUACUGUUACAAUCUUAGUAAAAUGCAACAAAAGAUUCACAGGUACAAGAAAAUUAGUGUGCAAUAUGGGCAACCACAUUCUGCCAGAAAAGGUCAUAGGUAGCUUGGGCUGCCAUAGAAACCACUGUUUAAAGGGAUCCCCCCACUGCCCAUAUAUAAAAGAAAUAUGAAUAAAUAUCACUGCUCAGUAAAUAUACUCCCAUAUUAAACCAUGCACGCAUUUAAUUAUGCAUUUUUUUUAGCGUGUAUACGAAGACUGCUUGCAAAAGCUGCAGUUCUCUUGUCUGCAGCCUUUGCAAUCCCACACAUGUUUCUCGCCCAGAGUGUUUGUGUCUGUCCAAUUGCAGACUUCCCAAAGCCGUUGGAGGAGAAGUCUUUGCAAGGCAGAUGAUCUGGGCAAUUGCAUGCCUCUUGAGUUUAGCAACACCGAGCUAAACAAACCAGGAAGUAACAGGGGUGGUUGACAGCUUAUGAGGUGUAAUAAGGUUAAUUUAUAAAAGUGACAAUUUCUAUUUAAAUGUACACUUUUUGUAAAAUAAAAUAAAAAAAGGACACACUCUUCAAACAUAUAGCAUUUAAUAAGCUAAAGUGCUUUAUGGGUUUGGAGUGUCCCUUUAACUUUUACUGUCUGGGGACUUUGCAUAAUUUGCAAAUACACUUGACCGAGACAUUGCAUGCCAGGAGGGGCAGGCAAAAGUGGGAUUUCUUAUUUGAAUCAGUCCCUCGUGUGUGUUGCUAUCCUCUUCCAGAUUGUCCUUUUCUGUUCAAGGAGCUGAUGUCACUGUUGUACUCUCGAGAAUGUGUGAGAGACAACAUUGAGAUCUAAGGAAGAGACAGCGGGAUCCAUAGAGCCAAUUGCCUGCAGCCGUCACUGGUGAUGGCUGGGGGAUUGACACUUCUUGAUGGUGGUAGCUCCAAGAGGAGGAAAAAUAGAGCCCUCACUCUGAAUCUGGUCUAGUUUGUCCCAUGUAGCAGUUCAAUUCAUCAGUGAUAAUAUAAGUUGAGCGAGCAGAAAUUAGAUACUGGGCACCACCAGAAACAUUAUACCCAAAGGGACAGUGCCGGGAGUGUCCACCUAUGUUAAGUACCGAGAUGAGACUCCAGGGGUCUCUAGGGGCUUAACCCCAAUAUCAAUAACAAAAAACAGAAAAAGAUACAAAUAGUCCCAACACCUAAAGUGUUUAAAGGACUGCUAUAGUGCCAGGAAAACAAACUCAAGCAAGUCUUAUGGCUUGACUGGUGUGCAGAUUCUUGUUUAACAUUGUAUUAACUAUCCACAGACUUCAGGUGGAAGGAGUUUUCAAUCAAAUUUUUUUUCCCAACCAUAACUUUUUCGGUUUUUGCUUCCCACUACCAGACCUUUGUAAGCAAACCAGUAACCAACCUCAUGCUGAUGAUUUGCAUUAACAAUGAAACAGCUGUCUAUGAGUGGUUAAUCAGCUGUGCAUCUUUUCCUAAGUUGUGUUUCAAAGCUGUUGUAUACAGCAAACACAUGUUUAAUCCCUUAAGGACCAAACUUCUGGUAUAAAAGGGAAUCAUGACAUGUCACACAUGUCAUGUGUCCUUACGGGGUUAAAAUGAAAUGAGGAAAAAAUGUGAUUCUUUGUUAAACUAAUUUGUAUAAGCCCACCCAGAAUCCUUUGUGGUAGUAACAUCACUGCAGAUUUGUGAUUUCUAUGGGAAGAACAAGUCUUAUGGCUUGACUGGUGUGCAGAUUUAAUAAUACGAUAUAUACAUAAUUACAUAAAUAAUUUCAUAAAUAUACAUGUAGACUUCAGAUAUUCAAAUAUGUAUAUAUGUUUAUGUAAUAUAUUUUCAUAAUUAAAGGACCACUAUAGGCACCCAGGCCACUUCAGCUCAAUGAAGUGGUCUGGGUGCCAGGUGCCCCUAGUUUUAACGCUGCAGCUGAAAACAUAGCAGUUUCAGAGAAACUAUUUUUACAUUGCAUGGUUAAUCCAGCUUUUAUUGGCUAUCUCUCUGACGGUACCCCACCCCCCAUGUACAGGUUUUAUAGUGUUUUUGAUAGUUACAGGGUCAAAUAUAAGGCUUGCCUUUCCGUUUUUCACAUUGAAAUUUGCCGGAUUGGUUAUGUUGCCUUUGAGAGCGUAUGGUAGUCCAGGGAUGCGAUUUACCCCCAUGAUGGCAUACCAUUUGCAAAAGAAGACAAUCCAAGGUAUUGCAAAUAGGGUAUGUUCAGUUAUUUUUAGUAGCCACUUAGUCACAAACAGUGGCCAAAGUUAGCAUUCAUAAUGGUUUUUUGCAUUUUUAACACACAAAUAUAAAUGCUAACUUUGGCCAGUGUUUGUGACUAAGUGGCUACUAAAAAAGACUGGACAUACCCCAUAUUGAAUAUCCUGGGUUGUCUACUUUAAAAAAAUAUGUACAUGUGAGGUGUGAUUCAGAGAUUUAUACCGAUAAGUGUUACAAUGUCACUAUUGAUACAUUUUAAAAAUAUAUAUUUUGAAACAGCAAUGUCCUACUUGUGCUUAUAGCCCUAUAACUUGGCAAAAAGAAAAGCUAAGAACAUGUUAAAGGAUCACUAUAGGGUCAGGAACACAAACAUGUAUUCCUGACCCUAUAGUGUUAAAACCACCAUCUAGCCCCCCUCGGCUCCUCAUGCCUCCCUAAAAAUAGCAAAAUCUUACUGUAUUCAAGCCACAAGCUGUAGCUCUGCAUGCUGUUUGUCUAAAAAAAAAAAACAACCAAGCAAUCUGCUGAGCUGACAUCAUCAGAAGUGAUUGCAUGAUCCAAUCACAAUGCUUCCCCAUAGGAUUGGCUGAGACUGACAAGGAGUCAGGGGCAGAGCCAGCAUGAUUCAAACACAGCCCUGGCCAAUUAGCAUCUCAUCAUAGAGAUGAAUUGAAUCAGUGAAUCUCUAUGAGGAAAGUUCAGUGACUCCAUGCAGAGGGAGGAGACUCUGAAUGUUUUGAUGCAUUUUAGGCAGCCAUGACCCAGGAAGGAUCUCGAACAUCCAUCUGAGGAGUGGCCAAUGAAGUUAUCACUAGGCUGUAAUGUAAACACUGCAUUUUCUCUGAAAAGACAGUGUUUACAGCAAAAGGCCUGAAGGUAAUGAUUCUACACACCAGAAAAAAUUCAAUAAGCUGUAGUUGUUCUGGUGACUAUAGUGUCCCUUUAACAUUGGGUAUUUCUAAACUCAGGACAAAAUUUUGAAAUAAUUUAUCAUGGUUGUUUUUUGGCGGUUGUAGAUGCGUAACAGAUUUUGGAGGUCAAAGUUAGAAAAAGUGGUUUUUUUUUAAAUCAUAUUUUGUAAUUUUCUAUAGUAAAUUAUGAUAUGAUGAAAAUAAUGGUAUCUUUAGAAAGACCAUUUAAUGGGGGCGGGGCCUAACCACUGACCCAAUCGAACGCCAUUUCUAGAUGCUCCUCUGCCCACAAACUUAAUCCGGUCUAAAUCAACAAAACUCACCGCAAUCCAGACAUGGUACAUACCGAGCCGGACCCAGCAGGGCAAACGGAACCGACUGAUGCCUUUUUUUUUUCAAGCGCAGAAAACAACAAAGAGGAAGCACAGGCCUGAGGCCUACCGAGCGCUUUACGGCCUGGAGGAAAUUCUGGGAAGCCUCACAGCGAGCGGAGCACACAGCCCGCAAUUCCAGACACCACCAGUCUCCUCAGCUCCAAUGCCAGGCAAAGGUUGGCGCUCCCAAGUGCCCCAAAAUCAGGCAGACAGCCAGUACAUAGGGGCCAUGUUGCAAAGGCCUGCACAUAACAGAUCCACUCCCACAGACGGCAUGCAAAUUAGGGACAAGGGCACAGCAACAGGUUAUGACAGACCUGAGAGCUCACAGGCACCACAAAUCCUCCAAGCUGAGCAGCAAGAACAGCCAGAUGUUCAGCUCCCACCACAAAAAGGGACCUAAAACUCCUUCUGGCAGAAAUCCAUAAGCUACUGGCGGCGGACUCCGUGCAAUUAAAGACGGAGGUACAGGCGGUCACUGAGAGAGUGUGGGCAUCAGAGGAGGAAAUACUCACAGUACAAACCCACCUAACCAAUGUAGAUACCUCUGUACAAGAGCUUCAAACCCAAAACCAGAUACUGUCACUCCGACUCGCAACCCUGGAAGACCGCCAGAGGUGCACGAAUAUCAAGAUCAGGGGCAUUCUCUCAAUGGUCACUGCGGGAGAACUGCCACACUACGUUAGAAGACUAUUGACAACCAUCAUGUCACAUACUGUGGCCAAACGCAUAAACAUAGACAGUGUAUACCGCCUCCCAAGCACUACCCAACGCAUGACAACCACGGCACGAGACAUCAUUCUUAGAUGCAUCACGCUGCCUGACAAGCUCCAAAUUAUGGUGGCAAUAAAAGACAAGGCACUGCUCACAUUUGAGAACUCAAGCCUCACGUUUUACCAAGAUCUUACAAGAGCCACUCUCCAGAUCCGUAAAAGCUACUGGCCGGUCACAACCCAACUGAGAAACGCAGGACUGGCAUACCGCUGGGGAGCAAACGGCUCCUUAGUAGUGACUCAAAAUGGGACUGUACAUAAGCUACCCCAUAUGGGAGACGCACAGAUUUUUCUGGGUGCAUUGGGUCUGCUCCACCCACCCACACCUCCAAGCAGCAGGCGACCACAUGGCACCCCGCCACUGUCAAUCCAUUCACCCCGAGAGAGAGGAACCCAGGUCCAGAAACACAGUGACUGCAGGGUGCAAACCCCCGAGGAACGCCUCCUCAAAUUGAUUCUGACCCAGUUUGUGUUACUUCUGUAAAGUGUUUUUAACCUCUUGCUCAAACAUGGCAACACCACACAAUGCCCACACAGACACGAGCCCGGCACAAGCAAGGGCAGACUAGGCUGUUAAGCACGUAAGCGAACACCAAAUGGCAUAACAUUCCCCCGCACCCACCCCUGCUGCCCCCUAGGUAAGGGGCACACAGCGUGGUUGCAUAUCCCCAUACUUCACCCCCACAUUAUCUGGGGCGCACAUGCCCACGCUGCACACGAUAAGCUACGACCAAUGGAACCAGCAUGACACUUUACACUCUAUACAUGACAAUGCUCCUGCAUCCUACAAUCUCCAAGCAUAAGCAUGCACUAUCCCAGGACAUAGGUCAUAAGUACCGCACACAGGGACCACACUCAAAGCAAAACACAAGCAAAAGCUCAUGACUGAGCGACCUCUCCCUUGCAGUACACAAAAGUUGAGGCACGUAACAUAUAAAAUUGAUGCUCUCAAAAAUGAUUACACAAGUUCUCAGAGUAAUGUUAUACUCCCUGUUAUAUAUGUAACUGAAACAACUUGUUUUCAUAUGCCAAUUACUCAAUGGAAUGAUGUUGAAACAAAGCAUCUUGAAAAACAAAGAAUUAAAAAAAAAAAAAAGACUGUUUAAUGUCGCGAAAAACAGUAUGUAAUAUGUAUGGGUACAGUAAAUGAGUAAGAGGAAAAUUACAGCUGCAAACACCGCAGAAAUGUAAAAAUAGCCCUGGUCCUUAACGGUAAGAAAAUUGAAAAACGGUCUGGUGACUAAGGGGUUAAUUUAUAUUGUUAUGUAAACUAGAUUAACAUGCCAUACAUGUGGUGAGCACAUGCUUUCUGAACUAUGAUGUCACCAGAAACCUGAAGCACUAUUUACCUGUGCAAACAGUUUCAAUCAGAGUGCUCUGACUGGGUGACAACAGACAGGGGUAGUAAUAGCUGAUUGGCCUCUUACCGUUUUGUAGAUAUGUUCCUAGUCAUGACAUGCAUUUUAAUCCAAAAAGACCAGUGACCAUAAACUAAUUAAUUUUUUUUAAUUUAAACCCAUGCCUUGGUUAAAAAACAAACAAACAAACAAAAGGCUAGCAAUGAAGUCUGAAACACGAUGCCUGGCUGUGCUCAUUUGCAAUUCAAACUGAGAAUUCUUGGAUAGUUAUGGAAAUAUGAUUUCUGGGAUAUUAUAUAUUUUAUGAACGAGACGUGGUAGGCAGUCUAGAAGUAUUGAUAUUUGUGUGUUUGUAAUAAUUAAAAAUAAAAAUGUAAACAUAUGGAUUCUAUUCUCUUGGACUGAGUAAGUGAUGUAAAGUACUAAGUCAACAGUGAGAUUAAUGGAAAUUCUUUUGUGAGAUUUUGGAUUCUUUCCUGUACUUUGCUUCUGGGAUGAUAUAUAAUAAAAUGGAACAUAUUUAUUAACCAAAGUGCACAGAAUCAUUUAGAGAAAGGCUUAAACAUACCAAUGUAAGGUCAAGUGAACUAACCAACUGGUAAUUUUAAGUAAAAAUCAAAUAUAUACUGUUUAACUAUACUAUCAACUCGCUAUGUUCUCUUCAAAGAGCUGACAUUCUUGCAUUAUUAUUAUUAUUACAUUAAAGGGACUCUAUAGUCACCAAAACAACUUUAGCUUAAUUAAGCCAUUUUUUUAUAUAGAUCAUGCUCCUGAAGUUUUGUUGUUCAAUCAUCUGCCAUUUAGGAGUUAAAUUACUUUUUGUUUCUGUUCAUGCAGCACUAGCCACACCUCACCUGGGUGUGAGUGAAGCAGAAAGCAUGAAAACACACUGGUUUUAUUGUCAAUUAGAUGUAACUUUUAAAAGGUUUGAUCUCACAGGAUGCCUUUGUUACCCCCAUGACACAGGGUAUAGACUUCAUUGGAAAACAUCCACAUUCAGACCAAGACGCCCCCACCCACAGUUAAAGCAUAGACCUUAUGAUACAAAUAGGUCUUUUUAAGCAUUUCAUCUGAGUCUAUGGCACAGAGCCCUGACUAAUAGAACAAAAUAUAUCCACUACAAUGGGGUAGCUUCAAAUGACAAGACCUUACUUAAAGGGACACUACAGUCUCCAGAACAGCUACAGCUCAAUGUAUCAGCGUCCCUGUCCGGUUAUCCAGACAUGACAUCACAUCUAGGUGCCACUGUAAUGCAGGCACCUGUGGGGAACUAGAGGAGAGCAUGAUCUCUGCUGACAGUAGGAGCAGACCAUUAGUUUACAUGAUGAUAUUAUUGGAGGUUAAGACUAAUGAUACCCCCUUGCACAGACAGAAAUUGGGAGUUUUAUGAUGCAUUUAAAAUAAUGCAGUAAAGUGGAGAUUAAGAGAAAUAAAGCUGAUGGCGAGCAGGAAAGAAGGUAAUGCAUCUGACAGACACACAGACACUCACUCACUGACAGACACACAGACACUCACUCACUGACAGACACACAGACACACACUCACUGACAGACACACAGACACACACUCACUGACAGACACACAGACACUCACUCACUGACAGACACACAGACACUCACUCACUGACAGACACACACACACUCACUCACUGACAGACACACACACACGCACAUACUCACUGACAGACACACAUACUUUUCUUUAUUGCUUCUUACCUUAUAGAGCCGGUGGGGGGCAUCUCCCUGGGAUCCUUCCUGCUCCCGCGGGGUUUAGCGAUGCCGGGUGCCGGAAUAUGACGUCAUAUUCCGGCGCCCGGCUUCACUUCAGUCGGCACUCGUGAGGGAGCCGUGAGGAGCUGGAACACUGAGCUCCCUCGCGGCCCUCCUCCCCGGCCGGGUAAAUGAUAGCAGAGUGGGCACCUGCAAUGUGGGGAAAACAGGUGCCUACUCUGCUAUAACACCGAGCAUGUACUCACGGCUCGCUGGGCCGUGAGUUUGACAUGCUUGGUCCAGUUGAUUUAAGUAUAUAUAGAUUGUUUCAUUCCUGCAGAGUCCUUUUUAUAUUAAUUGUUCAUUACAUUAUUUGCAAAUUUUAAAUUGUUAUAUUUCAUCUUGGGGGUUUCAGAUGCAGGUCUCCACCAUCUGUAAACCUUCUUUACAGAAACAUUAAAUACAUGUGAAGGGUGAAUGAGCCUUCUUGGGCCUAGGCCUGAAAAAUUUAAAAGCAUUAUUGCUCCUAGGAACAUUUUGUGUGGCCGUCCUCACAUAUCACUCUGUGUAAAGGUCUUAAAAUGGGAGAAUCAUUCUGUGGUUGGGAAUUCAAUGAGCUGACAUAUAUUUAUUAUAGUUUACAGAGUGAGGAAAAUAUACUUUGGCACAGUGAUGAUCUAAUCAUUAUUAUUAAUCUGUGAAAAGUGAUCUUAUGCUGCUUUCCAAUAUGUGUAGCUUAUGUGGAUAUGUGAAAAUGUUUGGGUGGCUGAAAUGUCAAAUCGUUGCACACACUUAAAACACGAAUGCAGUUCUUCACCAGUAUCUGUACACAAUUACUAAAUCUGAUGCACUGAUGAGGAAGUAAAACUAUUUGCAGUUUUUAUUGUAAUAGUUAUGUUCUUAAAUGUUCGAGUCCUUUCCAAAAUAUCUGAAAAUAAAUCUUAAAUUGUAUUUUGCACUGAUUAUUUUUUUGUAAUUCUUUAUAAGUUCAAAAUGUAGCAUUGCAUAUUUGGUGUACAUAGAAAAAUAUACUGUAAAGUUUUCAUCUUGUACAGUUGUAUGUAUUCGUAGCGGUUAACAUUUGCCAGGGUAUAUUGCAUUAGAACAUGUUCUCGUUUACAUGUAAACUUUAGUUCGCUGGGCUCUUGUUGCGAUGGACAAAAGUGAGUAAGGAGCAGAUUCCUUUGUAUGCCAUCUGAUGGUAAGUUCUAUCUUGAACUGUUUUAUUUAUUUAUUUAUGGGUAUAGUUUAGCAGACAAAAGAGUGGCAUAGUAGGGGGUGUAGGGAGAGGUUAAAGAAAGAGAAAAAGAAAGAGGGUUGAGAUGGGGGGGGGGGGGGGGGUAAGGGUAUCAGGGGCUUAUGGUGCAAACUAAUGACGUUAGCGCAAUGUAGUGGCUUGGGCAACCCGGAUGGAUCACCCUGCUAGUUAUCUAUAUGUUGUCGCACCUUUCCAUGAAUUCCUCUUACGGCUGCCACACCUUGUUAAAGGAGACAUAAGCAUUAUGCACCUGUGAUGUCAGUUUAUGCACUUAUUUAAAUGUUUGUUUCUAUUUCCUUGAAGAUCGCAGUUGAACGUUAUUACCUGUACACUGAAAUAAGAAAGUUAUGGCAACAGGAGAUGUGAAAGGUGGCAUCCGAAAGUUAGAACACAGAUUAAGACUAAUUAAUUAUCCACGGGAUGUUGACUAUGCGGGGUAAGUUGAAUGUGUAUAUGUUACAUUUGUUUAAGUAGAACUUUUAUCUUGAAGAAACUUUAUGAAAAACAAAUGCCUAAUUGUUGCCUGGAAUUUCACUGAAACACACUCGUUAUGCUUAAAAAGACACUCUAAACAGCACAACAACAUAAGCUUAAUGAAGUGGUUUUGCUGUAUAUGUCAAGCAUCUGCAUUGUCACUGCUAUAUUUUCUGCCAUGUAGGAGUUAAAUCACUUUGUUCAUGUAGCCCUAGCCUCAUCUCCCAUUGCCGAGACUCACACAGCCUUCUUACAUACAUACAUUUUUAGCUUCUCGUACAGUGUGUUCAAUUUACAAUUUCUUGCCUCCUGCUCUAAUUGCCUGCUAGAGCCUGCAACUGCCUCCUGUGUGAAUACAUUUCAAUUAACAGCGCAUCAGAUACCUCCUAAAAUAAAUACACUAUGAUGUAAGGUUUGAUUUUAAAGGGAAAUAAUUUUUUAUUUUUUUUAUUUUUUUUAAUGUUUGCUAUGUGAGUCACAGCCAGGAGAGGUUAAGGCUGCAUAAAUAGAAACAAGUGAUUUUAAUUCCUUAAUAGCAGAGAACUGAGUAGUGGGACUGCAGGGUAUUAUCUAUACUCAAAACGCAUUCAUUAAGCUGAAGUUGGUUUUGUAUGUCCCUUUGACGUAUUAGAUUUUCUUCAGUUAUUAGCAAAAAGUAGCCAUUGAAAGGACAGGCACCAUAAUAGCAUCUCUGUGAUGUUUAUGCACCUUUCCACAGUCUGUCCUUAAAGGGGCACUGUGGGCAUCAAAACAACUUUAGCUUAAUGAAGCAGUUUGAGUGUAUAGAUCAUGCCCCUGCAGUUUUACUGCAUAAUUGUCUGCCAUUUAGGAGUUAAAUAACUUUUUGUUUCUGUUCACGCAGCCCUACCCAUACCUUUCCUGGCUGUGACUGACACAGCCUGCAUGAAAACAAAAUGUCUAGCUCCUGCUCUUCAAAUUUAAAUUUAAUCAUACACAGGAGGCUCAUGCAAGGUCUAGAAGGCUGUUAACAAAGCAGAAAUUCUAAAUUAAACAGAAUGUGUAAUAAAAGAAGUAUAAACAUUAGAUCUCUCUUUACAGGAAGUGUUUAGGAAAGCUGUGUAAAUCACAUGCAGGGAAGUGUGACUAGGGCUGUAAAAAAAAAAAAAAAAAAAAGUUUAACUGCUAAAUGGCAGAUAAUGGAUCAGUGAGGCUGCAGGGGCAUGAUCUAUACAGCAAAACAAGCUAAAAUUCUUUUGGUGCCUAUAGUGUCAAGGGGUAAACUAUUUUAACCCCAAAGUGUUCUCAUUGCACCUAUCCUUCUGGUCCCUUGUAAUUUUCCUUAGGUCUUGGCUUAAAUGCUGAUGUCUUUAACAGGAUGUCCGUUAUAGACUGAGACCAUCAUAUGAGGCUCUCAGCGUAUCAAUGGCCUCCCAUUUGGGAAAAAUGUUUUAAAAUGCAUAAUGACUCAUUGAGAUGAAGUAUUUACGGAGCCUGGAGUAUCCUAUAAUGGCUACAUUAAACUGUAACUGCCUCAAGUUUUAAAUCGGUGACAACAUGGCAAAAUCUUUUUGUGUUCUAUAUAUAGAUCUAUAAUAUGUUAUGCUUAUUUCGGGGUUUUUUUCUUUGUCAUGUUGAUUUUUCUCAGUAGCAUUUCUUUAAAGCAGUAAGAUCUAUAGUCCUUCUGGUGACCCUUUUAGGCACUGCGCGUUUGCUGUGUGGAGAAAUAUUUGAAGUUGUUUAUGGCAGAUGCAUCUCAUUUGGCUGGAAGAGCGAAAGUUCAGCUGGUGUUUUUGUCUAAAUAUAGCAUACGACUAAUGCAGGUUUUUCAUUUGGAUCAUUGUUUAUGAAUACUGUACUGACACAAGGUGGAUGUAGAACAUUUUUAAAAGCUAGCGGUUGUCUUUGUAAAGAAUGUAGAGUGCAUUACGGGGUUUUAAUCCCAGUCGGGGAACUAUUCUAUAAUGGAAGGUUGGGCUUUUUGCAGUUAAAUUGACUUGUCUAUCUUGUAACACUUACAUUUUAUGUCAGUUGACAAGUCACUAAUUUGAAUAUUGAGCACAUCGUAUUCUGGUGGUGAUUUACCUGAGGUAAAAAGAUGUAUAUGGCUUUGAAUGUAUUUAUCCUGAUGUAAAUGUAUUUACCAUGAUCUACACAAGAGUUGAUUAUUCAAUUAAAGGGACACUAUAGUCACCUGAACAACUUUAGCUUAAUGAGGCAGUUUUGGUGUAUAGAACAUGCCCCUGCAGCCUCACUGCUCAAUCCUCUGCCAUUUAGGAGUUAAAUCCCUUUGUUUAUGAACCCUAGUCACACCUCCCUGCAUGUGACUUGCACAGCCUUCCAUAAACACUUCCUGUAAAGAGAGCCCUAUUUAGGCUUUCUUUAUUGCAAGUUCUGUUUCAUUAAGAUUUUCUUAUCCCCUGCUAUGUUAAUAGCUUGCUAGACCCUGCAAGAGCCUCCUGUAUGUGAUUAAAGUUCAAUUUAGAGAUUGAGAUACAAUUAUUUAAGGUAAAUUACAUCUGUUUGAAAGUGAAACCAGUUUUUUUCAUGCAGGCUCUGUCAAUCAUAGCCAGGGGAGGUGUGGCUAGGGCUGCAUAAACAGAAACAAAGUGAUUUAACUCCUAAAUGACAGUGAAUUGAGCAGUGAAAUUGCAGGGGAAUGAUCUAUACACUAAAACUGCUUUAUUUAGCUAGAGUAAUUUAGGUGACUAUAGUGUUCCUUUAAAGUAAAUCAUGAAACACCCAUCUUAUACAAAGGUAAUUAUGUAUAAUAUUGAAAAUCAGGCUUCAUAGAGUUAAGCUGCAUUCAGGAUAUAUCCCUAUAGAUUGCAAUCUGUCUCAUAGUAUGCUGAUUACUUAUUAAUAGACAAUUUGCAUGUGUUGCACUCUUCCUUAAACAAAUCAAUUAGUCUGGUAUAGAACGAACGCGUUUCAAUUCAUUUUUAAACUGAUCGAUCAAUCUAAAAAGGAAGAAAUUAAAGUGUUAUGCCAGGGGAAUCAUUUAGUUUAAAGAAGAGUGCAACAAAUAGUCAUGUCUAGUAAUUGAGUAGAUCUAGAAUGUUAUGAUCCCCUUUGUAAUCAACCAUUUAAAAUUGUAAUCUCUAUCUUUUGCAUUACAUUAGCCUGGACUUUCCAUUUUGUCACUCCGAGUUGUAUUCAUAUUUUUUUUUAUUGCUUAAAGGUUAAUGAAAGGAGAUCCUGCUGCCUCACUGCCAAUACUCAGUUUCACAUUCACAUGCUAUUCAACAUAUAUUGCUGAGAUUCUGGUGUCAAUGGAUAUAGAGCUAACAGCAAAGAGUGACUUGAGGUUUAUUGACUCUGUUUAUAAGGUAAAAUGAAUCUGUAAAAAGCUGAUUCUUUUUAAACACUAUUGAUACGUAAUUACCAGCUCAAUUUCUAAGGGAAAGAUAAUAUCAAUAAAAAUGAUUUCAUGCACUUAGCAGGUAUUCUUAAUUUAUUUUUGUAAUUUAAGUUCUACUAUGCAUUCAGUAGUUUACAUUUGUUUAAAAAUGUCAUUGGACGUGCAUGCCCAAGGAAGGGCUGACGCCAUCUUAAGAACACAAAGAUGGUGCUGUGUGGGACCCAGCAGGAAGGCACAACAUUGAAGCUAAAAUUCAACUAGAUGUUUGAAUUUUCUCUGGAAUAAGCUAGAAAUAUGUAAACCUUGAUUGAGGAGUUUGUACAGGUUUAUGUUAAAGAUGCACUCUAAGCACCCCAACAACUCUGCAUUUAUUUAUUUUAUUUAUUACUGGUAUUUAUAAAGCUCCAACAAAAUUGCAUUAUUGCAAAGGUCACAGUACAGAUCCUAUACUGUCCCUUUGGCCAGAAUGGUUUAAAACUGCAGCGGUUUAUAACAAAUCAUUAAAGUUUUAAAACUGUCCUUUGGAUCAUUGGCAAGGAGGAUUUUUAUAUCCUCCUUUGCAUUCUUUCUCCAUCCCACGUGUGUGUGGUGCACUCAUAACUUGAAUGGACUUAUCCUUUCUAUGGCUUAUAACAGAGCUGCAGCCGUGGCUUCACAAAUCUCUUGAAAUAUGCAAUUUUAUGAAUUGGGAUAGGGACAUGCAGUUAAUCCCUUAAGCAAUUCAGCCAGUUGAAGUACUUUAGGUAACUGGAAUGUAGAGAUGAGCCGGUAUUCAACAUAUUACAGUUUUGUAAUUAACGGAUAUUGUCGAUAACUUACCUCUCCCAGUCACCGCUUACCAUCUUUUUCAUCUGGAAUCUUUGGCCGCCCGUCAAUUAGGCACCAUGCUGAGGCAUCAUGUUCCUCCUCCCUGUGAGUCCUCCAUGCUGAGCUCAGCUGUACGCAGGGAGGUUAGACAGUACAUAAUCUGCUGUAAUGUACUGGGCUGGCUGCCUAAAAAUUGUAGGAGUGUGACUGUUGUCAGCAUGUUUAGUUAAUGCCAGGUUUGUUUAGAAAUUGUUGCUUUUUUUAAAAACUUUAAAUGUAGACAAUAUUGGCACCGAUUAUUGGUAAUAUGCCCAAAAGUUAACCAAUCUGUAUUGACAUCGGCUCUGGAAAUAAAUCAGUUGUUCCUAACUGGAGUGGCCCUUCAGCACAGAAAUAGUAUUUCCAAGUGCCAGUCCUGCUGCUUUUCCUGGUGUUCGACUAAUGUGGAAACCUGUACAGCUUAUAAAUUAUAUCUACGAUUACUUGGAAUUGGUAGACAGUGACAUGUUGAUACUGGCUGCCCAUCGCUACUUGAGAGCAUACUACCGCAUUGCCUGAGCACCAGAGGAAAGGCAUUCGAAAAUGGUUUAAUACUGUAAGGUAAGACAGAGCCAUGGGACUCUAACCACUUUAUUGAGAUUAAGUGGUUAUAGUACUUGUAUGAUUUAGAAAAAAGUAUUCAAGAAGGAUUAUAAAGUAAAUUUUAAAAUAAAAGUAAUCUUGCCCUUCUAACUAGACGAAUGGCCAAUUCAUUGCUUAAAGUUGCCUCACCCAAGAAAUAUGUGAUAAUUGAAAGUUCAGUUAAUUACCGUACAUUUCUCUGCCAAGUGCGAGGCUAUAAAUAAACAAACUAACAUUAUCUUUUCAAAAUGUAAAGUACAUUUAAAAAACUAAAGCCAUGACCUGUGAGGGUUAUUCUCAAAGUUGUGAAACUGAUGUUCAAUAAGACCAGUUACAAGUUUACUUUAAGCUGAGAAAGACAAAUAUUCUUAUUUUACACUUAUUUUAGGAAGUCACAUUGCAAUCUGAAAUAUCUUGCAAAGCAGGCAGGAAACUUUCAAAUACCAUAACAAUAUCCAAAAUGUAACCAGUGACAUAAGUAGUUAUAUCUAGAUGGUACUUAGUAUAUAAGACUCUCUUGUAUAUAACCAUGUUAAGGUAGAGAUCAGUUAUGUUUGUGACAUUUACAGGGUCUUGUGAUUUAGACAUAAUUUUAGGUAGAGAGAUUGACGAUCAACAUCCUUUAGGAUAUAUAACAAUAGGGAGUGGGUUUACAAACGUUUUUAAUAAAAAUAGACAAUUUACAACUUCUGGCACAUGACUAUAUCCACUAUAUCCAUAGAGAAUUUGAAUCGAACACAACUCUAUGUACUGGAAAGAAGAUACACAUAUUCUUUACACAUUGCUGUGAAUCAUGGUAAUUGUAAAUUCAUUUUGUUUUCCUUUUCCAGGUUCUACGUGAUGUGUUUAAUUAUAAACCAAUAUUAACAAAGCAGCAGUUCCUUCAGUGUGCAUAUUCUGAACGGAAGAUACACAUAGUUUGUGAUAUUAUUGACUGUGUUAUGAAGAAGCACAAAGAAUUAGUGAAACAAAACAAGGUAUUAAGCAAUAUAUUCUCUUGGUUCUUUAUUAAAUUACAAUGUGUAUGUUACCAAGGGAAUUCAAAUCACUUUAGUUGGGGGAAGCCACUACUUACAGUUACAGUGUAUAUUUUUUUUUAUAGGUGAAUUGAUAUUGUCAAAGAUGGCAAUGUUACAUCAACUUUAUUGUUAAAUUUUUUUGUGGAACCUUCAGAUAUAUUUUAUGGUUGGCAUAUUUUAUCUAAUUAUGUAUUUUUGUGGUUUUUUUGUUUUGUUUUUUUUUUUAAUGCAUUUUGUUAUCUUUCUUUAUAAUCUAUUUAGUAAGGAGUUCAUUGUAACAACAUAAAUAUACUGUUUGUGUUUGAAAACUCUGUCCUGGCAUGAGCAUAAAAACUGUGCACCUGGAGUCUCAUGAAAUGGUGGUGUUUUUGUUUGUAUUAUCUGCUCAGUUGACCUUAAAUCUCUGGGCUUCAUUACAGCUAUACUUAUUUUGUUUUACAUUAGGCUGCUUCCUUGUGUUCUAUGUAUGGAGUUAUGUGCCUUUUUAAGGUUUCCCAUUAAAUCCAUGUACCCACUGGUGCACUAAAAAAUAGUUUGUGUUUUUUUUUUUUUUGCUACCUCCUAGCUUAGCUGGCCAUAAGACCUGGUACAACUAAGAAUAAAUGUCUUUUCCUAAAGUAUGCAAGCAUAGCAUCUGAGGGAGAAGAAGGGAUAUGCUUUUUAUUUUUUUUGUAGGUGGGGUAUAGGGGACGACUUUGUUUUAAAGAUUUUAAGAAUUCAUGUAUGUGGCAGAACCAGCCUCGCCACUGGGCAUUGGAGAAGACUGAUUGCCAGCCUCCUGCCAUGUGACUAUGGCCCCUGGGAUGUAUUGCCUGCUCUCCUGUACCGCUGAGGAUUGCUACCAACUAGGUGGAUUUGGCUAUGGAGCUUGUGUAGUGUAAUUUAUCUUCAUGUUAUGGUCUUGAUUAAUUUUUAGGGCAUUUAUAUAAUGAAUGCCAUUCUCAAAUGCUCUUACUGCCAGUACAAACAAUAUUCUCUAUGACCCGGGCACUAAAUACAGCUGAAAUUUACGCAAUCACAAAACACCACUGUAUAUUCCCAAAGUGAAGGGGUUCACUAUUCAUAUGCACCAACUUUCAGUCCUUUCUGCCAUUUUAUCAUGACUUAUCGGCAAUAUCGGUGUAUAUAUUUUUGAACCAUGGACCUUAGUAAAACUCCAGCGGUUGGAAAUUACUGCUCUUGAGGAGCCAAUCACAUUGGAGUUGUUUGGGCUGGCUCUGAAUUCUUCCAAAACUGUAAUCUCUCAGGGACCGGAUGGCUUCCCCUUACCUUAUUAUAAAAAUGUUUUCCUGUGCUGGGCCCCUUACUUUUGGAAGUGCUUAAUUCCAUUUUUGUUUGAGCCUCACCCUUAAUUUACUUUAACUCUGCUAAUAUCAUCCUCCUGACAAAAGAGGGAAAGGACCUGAUAAUUUUGUUAUCCUAUGUCUGUUCUGAAUGUUGACCUUAAACCUUUGUCCAAGAUUCUUGUGCCAUGCCUUACAGUUAUAAUCUCCCAGCCAUAAUCAAUCAUGACCAUGCCAUCUUUAUCCUUGGUAGGGAAGUACCAUUUGUGCGCUGAACCUGAUGCAUCUGGCAUGGUACGGGCGAGUCCCAAUCCACCUGCUCUAUACAGAUGUUGAAAAGUUGUUUGACAUGGUGGACUGGGGCUUCAUGUUUGCUAUACAUUAGUGUCCCAAGUUCUUGUCCUGGAUAAUGGCUCUUUAAUAUUGCCUGUCAUCAAGGCUAGAAAACAAUGGAUCUUUGUUGUUUUCCUUCACUAUCCAAAACUGUACCAGUCAGGGGUGUCCAUUGUCCCCUCUCCUGUUUGCCCUGACCUUGGAGCCAUUUCUCAAAAAGAUCCAAAGCCUUGAUGCUGUGUCAAGGAAUCUGUGUCAGGUAGAGUUAACAUAAAAUAAUCACAGAUGCGGAUGACUUGUUAUUAGGUUGUCAAGGAUCUGAUGUCUAAUUUACAAGCUAUUCUGGGCAGAUUAUUUCUGUCUCUGUCCAUUUCUUUCUUUUCUUCAAUAAAAUGCUAUUAUAUAUUUAUUUUUUAUAUAUAUUUAAUCUAUCUAUAAAAAAAUAAAAUAAAUAUAUUGUGUUUACAAAACCAGCACAAAUUGAAGUAUGAUAGUUGUGUGAUGGACCGCCUUGCCCCCCUGACCAGGUACCUCCGCCAAUCGCUGCUUCCUAGUAAUCCUUGAGUUCCAUAAGCACCGAACCGGAUCCCCACAAACCGCCGCAGCUUGGUUGGGGUCUCGCUCACCUCCACCCACCCUGGACCCAAGACCAGGAUCCAGCUUCCAAUGGGUAGACCUCUCCUAGUCCAGAGAGCAAAGCAGGAUAGCUCUUAAAAGAGCUAGUGAUUAUAAUCCAAGGGAGUAUAAGGAGUAUAGCAAUCCCCAGAGUGUGAACAUAGCUCCCAAUCCCCCAAACAUGAGCAUAGACUUUAUGAAGGGUAAGCCUUUCUGUUUAAUGGCAGCCACAACUGGCCUUAUAUGCAGGUCCCCAUGCAAGGGGUUUCCGGUUACAUAUUCCAGGGGCAUUCUCCACUCGACCUGAGAGUAGACUACAGCAAAAACAUACACAGGAUUACAUUGGCUAUCAGGUCCACAACACUCCCACAUAAAACAAGAUAAUCCCUCCCCUGUGCCUGGGAGAUAAUUGAGUCAGGAACUGUACUAAACUCAAUUAUUUCCAGGCACAGAAAACAUACAUUUUACAAUACCCCAAAACACAUGAAAACCCCACAGUCAUAUCCCCUGAUAGCCACGAUCUGGGGGACCAACAUAUCCAAAAAUCACCCAGAUCAGUUCAGGGGUUCUGGAUUUCCAUGGAAGUCAUAAUUUGACCGACUGCACCGGCUCUUGCCCAAAACAGUUAGAGAGAAUCAGAGAUUGCGGUCGGUCUAGUUUGGUAGUUUAAAAACCGAACAAACUACCAAACAUAUUCAAGAGUCAUAUCCUGGAGCCUGUUCCCAUUGUUCGUGGGAACGUUUCCACUGAACAUUGUCUUCCUAAGUGUUAUAAAACCGAACACAGGCGAUUAUGGAAGUCCAGUGGUGUUCAGGAGUUUCAGUGUCUGAAAAUAGUUUCAUGAACUCGACGACCAAACAGAGCAGCCUGUGUUCAUGUGAACAAGAUGGGCGCCACCUCGUGGCUGUCCAUAGGGAAUGCGGCACCCCGACUAACACUUAGAACACUGUGGUGGAAAUUGCUACAAAGUAUCAAUUCGGCUUAACAAACUCCAGGGUGGUCUGGUUCGUGUGGCUGUUCGGUUUCCGAGCCAUAUAGUCUAAAUACACAAACUGAGACUUUUUCAGUGUUUAUUACAGGGCCCAUAGUCAGUGGGCAGGAGGCUGGCAAGCUCCUCAGGAGUUGGUGGCAAACGCACUUGAAAAGGGGAGUUUUUCACAUGUUACAGCUAUUGAUGUAAAUAGCUCUGAAUAUUGAAAUUAGAAUUAUUUAUUUUGAGUGUAUUUACUUUUUUUUUUUUUUUCUAAGGUUAAGUUACAGCCAGCUAGAAAGAAUGUUGCUGUAAAAGACAAGUGUGAAACCUUUUAUCCUGAGGAGACAUCCCUGCAACCCACCCUAAAAACUGAGACACAAACUCAAGUAAGCUACCAACAAAUAACUUUAGUACAUAAUAUAAUCUAAAGAAGGCUUUAAAAUUCACGUAGUCCAAAUUAUCACCAGCUUAAUUCUCAUGCAAAUCAUAUGUCUAUUACUUUUCUUUAAUUGUCAUGACAAAUGAUCAUAAAAAUACAAAAAUAAGCCCAAUAGUUUUUAGAUUAAAACAUGCUUACCGUCCUUUUCAUUUAGACAUUUGGAUUCCUGAUCCUCUAGCGUUAAACACUAUUUAGCUUUCGAGCCCCCCUUUGCCCUCCUUCAAAGCUGUAAAACUCACCUUUAUUCAAGCGCCACACUGGCUCCGUCCCACUCCUCCUUUUUGGCGGAGUUCAUCAGAAUUCCUAUGGAAAAGCAUUGGAUUGGGUGAAAUAGCCAGUUCUGAUGAUCUCUGCCAAAGACGCGGGGCAAUGGGUGGAGCCAAAUGCCACACUGGCCAAUCAGCAUCUCCUCAUAUAUAUUCAUUGAAUCCAUGGAUCGCUAUGAGGACUGUUCAGCUGUAUGGAGACGCUGAAGUUCGUGCUGCACGUGGUCUGAAUUACCGCUACUGGAGGCAUCCCUAGGCAGCAGUGUGUACAUGAAAAUGUCUGGUGGGAUUAAAUAUACACACCAGAACAACUACAUUAAAGAGACACUUCAGGCACCCAGACCAGUUAAGCUCAUUAAAGUGGUUUGGGUUCACUGUCCCUGAUAGUUUAACCCAGCAAUUGUUAUUAUGGCAGUUAUUGAUAAACUGCAGUCAUUACAUUGCAGCGUCAACUCCACUUCUAGUGGCUAUCUACCAGACAGCCGCUAGAGGCAUUUUCUGGUGGUUAGGCGACUUCUGGUAACCUAAAAGACGCUGGAUGUCCUCACUCUUUGCAUGAGGAUAUCCAGCGUCUGCUAAAACCCCAUAGGAAAGCAUUGAUCCAAUGCUCUCCUAUGGUGUAGCCCUAGUGCGAGCAUGUCGCUCGUCGCACAUGCGCAUUAAGUUGCCUCCGCCGUCUAACGUUGCCCGAGGAAGACCGGAGGCAGAGCCUGAUGCAGCCUGAGGGACAUUGGUGCUGGAUUCAGGUAAGUUAUCAAAGGGCUUUUAACCCUUUCAUCACUGCAGCGAGGGGCUCUGUUAUACUAUAUUGUUAGGAAUCCACUUUGUAUUUCUAACACUAUAGUCUCCCUUUAAGUUGUAGUUGUGUUGGUGACUGUAGUAUCCCUUUACGCUUGUGUGGAGUACAUAAUAUUUAUUUUUGUUACUCUUAAUAUUUUUAGUUUAGAUACUCUAUUAAUUUUAACUGUAAGAUUGUCUAAUUUAAAUGCCUUAAGUAUUGGGUGUAUUGUUUUUUUGUAUUGUAGAAGAAGCCAUUAGUGGAGCGACAUGCAGGGAGUGUUCUUCACAUUCAGUCUUUCACUGCAACUGUGCCGCCCAGUGAGAAAGAGACUUCAUCAGAUUCUGACUUUGAAAUUCCAUGUGAGGAUGUGGUAUGUACAUCCAUAGCUUAGAAAACCAUGUUCUUUGAAAAAGUUUGAUUUCUAGUGUAAAACAAAAAAAGGUUUUGACGAUAAAAAAUCCAAGGUGAAAAAAAAUACUAGGUCUGUUCCUACUACCAAUAUCAGUUAAAAAUCAAACAGUUAAAAAUCUAGAAGAUAAUUUAUUAAUAAAUAGGGAACAUCAAUCUGAAAGAAACCCCAGCAAUGGCUGCCUGACUAAACAAAAGUCAAUCACGGCAGUCAAAGCAAAGAGCACACAAAAGGAAAAAGGUAGAAGAGGGAAAUAGGGGUAAAUUUGAACAAAUAAAAUAAUAGUUUAUACACGUCGCAUAGCGAUAUAAAUAGAUGGAUAAUAGUAUCUAUAAAUCAGAGAUAAGAUACAGUACAGAGGAUCCUCAUAGGUGAAACUGACACUAUCGUUCAAUAUAUUAAUUUCUGUGUGUCAGAAAUUAAAUAUAAUAAAAAAUGUCAGUGCAGUUCAACUACAGGGGAUUCUUCUACAGUCAGUAUAAAUUAAAUUUAGAUAUCCUUGAUACAUAGAUACAAUUAUAAGAUACAAUACAGAGGAUCACACUAAGUGGGGCUGUAUGUUCCUGUUCAAUAUAAUAGUAUCUAUAUGUUCAGGGAAAAGAUACACUGCAAAGUAUCAAGGCAGUUCAACUACAGGGGAUUCUUCUGCAAUCAAAUAUAAACUCAAUCUGUUGUGGAAAUAGUGAAUGAACCUGUACAGUUGUAAUAUCGUCAGAAGUUCUUAUGUAAGAACAUGGACAAAUAUUGCUAAGUAUAAGUCACAUCAGCAUACUAAAUUCGUAUUAAAACGAUCAUAGGUAAAUUUGCUUAAUCAAAAGGUUUAAAAUACAGCAUUAUCUAGAAUAUGCCUAAUAGUCUUAGUCGAAAAUCUAAAUACUCAUAAUAAGACCUACACCAAAUAAAAGCAAGUCGGAAUAGUGCCUUCAAGGGCACCAGGUAUAGGAUAGAUAGUGAAAAAACAAAGAAUGCUUAUGCUGAUAAGUGACAAACUAAAGCUAAAGAUAUUUGUAGUAGGAACAGACCUUCUUUUCCUUUUUUGUUCUGUAUUCUUUGAGGGUUAACCCCUAUUCUGUUCCUUUAGACUCUAGGAUAUCGACUUUUUGGCCAAUUCUCAUUAUUUAUUAAAAAAAAAUUACUAUUUCUAACCAACAAACUAACGCAAUUCAAAAUGUCUGAAUAUCUCAGCCUACAUAUCUAGGUAAAGUUAAGACAAAUUCAUCUGAAUACUUAAGAAUUGCAAAAUAAAAGCAGAUUUGCGAACAAAAUGAGGUAUUUGUGGGGGUGGGGCCUGGCUGCUGAGCUGAGCGGACGCAAGAUAGUGCUGGUCCUGCUCUGCCAGGUACACAUUGCUGACUACAAGCCACAGACAGCCCUUAAAAGCCACAAAUGGGUCACGAACCGCGAGGUGAUAUCAAGGGGCACAUAUUGGCACCAAACAAGCAGCCUACCCUGUAGGAAUCACUGAUGUGACACUUAAGGCCUACAAACAUGGACAGCGUGGGGGAGGCGGCCGCUUCCCUGCCACCCCCUGUGGCUACAAUCUUGAACAUGGGCCCUCGUCCCCCUCCCAUGGACCGAUGGAGGUAAUCUCGGUCCCAGGAGAGUCUGACCGAGCUGCACGACAGUAGCCCCAGGCGAAGCCUUCUGACCACAAAAUGGCGGAGACUGCCUUCUUGACAUCCAAGCACGGCUGGAGGCUGUAUUCGCAGCUUUUUGGAGGAAGCUAGAGCUGAGAGGCAAGCCGGCACUUACACAGACCCCGGAUGGGUGCACACCUGUAGCACUGCCCUCCUGGUCUCAUCUUAGAGGCACAUAUAGCUUGAAGAAGCAGACCCAUAAAAGGCACCACAGACGACGACGCUACCCACCCGCAAGCAAACACGCAUGAGCACCAAGAGACGACUGCUACCCCAUGUAAUCAAGCAAAACUCCAGUCCAGCUUACCGUCAUACAUGGAAACCCUGAAAAACCGGCAAGCCUACUCACAUUGUUUUCUGACGACAGUGAGGGGGAUCAAUUGGGCCCUGAUGGGCAGGUCAGGCUUUGAGCACUCCAGGACAAACCCUCAAGCCAUCAUAGAACAAUAUCGGACCUCUGAAAAGUAUAAGCAUGCAUAUGGACUCAGUACUUGGUUUGGGCCCCUUUUGCAGCAAUUACUGCUUCAAUGCAGCGUGGCAUGGAAGCUAUCAGCCUGUGGCACUGCUGAGGUGUUGUGGAAGACCAGGAUGCUUCAAUAGCAGCCUUCAGCUCUUCUGCAUUGUUCGGUCUCAUGUCUCUCAUCUUUCUCUUGGCAAUGCCCCUUAGAUUCUCUAUGGAGCUCAGCUCAGGCGAGUUUGCUGGCCAAUCAAGCACAGUAAUGCCACGGUCAUUGAACCAGGCUUUGGUGCUUUUGGCAGCGUGGGCAGGUGCCAAGCUGAAAAAUGAAGUCAGCAUCCCCAUAAAGCUCGUCGCAUGCGGAAGGAAGCAUGAAGUGCUCCAAAAUCUCCUGGUAGACGGCUGCGUUGACCCUGGACUUAAUGAAGCACAGUGGACCAGCACCAGCAGAUGACAUGGCUCCCCAAAUCAAAACAUACUGUGGAAACUUCACACUGGACUUCAAGCAUCUUACAGUGUGUGUGUCUCCAUUCUUCCUCCAGACUAUGGGUCCUUGGAUUCCAAAUGAGAUGCAAAAGUUGCUCUCAUCAGAAAAGAGGACUUUGGACCACUGAGCAACAGACCAGGUCUGUUUUUCAUUAGCCCAGGUAAGACGCUUCUGACGUUUUUGUUGUUCAGGAGUGGCUUGACAAGAGGCAUCUGAAGCCUAUGUCCAGGAUCCGUCUUUGUGUAGUGGCUCUUGAUGCACUGACUCCAGCCUCAGUCCACUCCUUGUGAAAGUUCCCAACACAUUUGAAUGGCCUUUUCCUGACCAUCCUCUCCAGGCUGCGGUCAUCCCUGCUGCUUGUGCACCUUUUUCUUCCACACUUUUCCCUUCCACAUAACUUUCUAUUAAUGUGCUUUGAUACAGCACUUUGGAAACAACUUCCAUCGCAAUUACCUUUUGAGGCUUUGCCUCCUUAUGGAGGGUGUCAAUGAUGGUUUUCUGCACAACUGUCAGGUCAGCAGUCUUCCCCAUGAUUGUGAUUCCUACUGAACCAGACUGAGCGACCAUUUAAAGGCUCAGAAACCCUUUGCAUGUGUUAUGGCUUACUUAGCUGAUUAGAGUGAUUAGAUUAAUGUGCUGUAAGCCAUAAUCAUCGCACUUAUGACAAAUCACGGCUUGAACUAUCUUGCUUUGCAUGUAAUGUGUCUAUCUCAUAUAUUAGUUUCCCCUUUUACGUUGCAUUACUGAAAUUAAUGCACGAUAUUCUCAUUUUUUGAGUAUCACCUGUAUAUGUCUAGCCUGUAACAACCUUAAUAUUAACAAAAAAGUGCUUACUCAUGAAGACCAUGAAAAUGUUGUGUAUGACUUAUCUUACUCUUGCUAAUGCUAUUGUGGCCUUGCAAGGUUAUCUGUACUACUCUGCACACAUAAAAAAAAUAAAGAAUUUAUUAAAAACAAACAAAAAAAAACAAUGCUUGUGAGUAUGAAACUUCUAUUUAUAAAACAAAACUAAGCAGCCAAUUUCUCUUUUGCAUGUAAUUACUUUUUAUCAGAGGUGUUAGAAAAGGUGCAUCCCAGGAAUACUCUGUGGUAUUCUCCACCAGAUGACUUUAAGUGAUAUAAUAAAAUGUGAGUAUUUGCUAGACUUCAUGUGCUUGUAAGCCAAUCCUAUAAUAGUGAUGUGGACAUUUUUGUUGAACAUGGACUUCAUCCAGGCUCACUAACCUGUCUAGUGCCUAUACAUAUAUAUGGAAACCAUCUUGGGACUUUGGGACCAGCUGAUCUCUUUUUUUUACAAUAUACUGUCAAGAUCUUCUGCCCCAAUGGAAUCUUCUUUUUGAGUGCCUUCAUUCCCCCUGCCGGUAUAGAAUAAACUGCAUGAGGUCCCUACCACCAAAGUAUUUAUUUUUAGAUGUUGUACUUAUUUUCAAAUCUAUAUGGAUUAGGGGGUAGGAGACCUCAUUUCUUUACGUGUAAUAUUGGCAGUAUAAGUCAUUAUGGUGCCUAGAUUGCCCUUUUGAAAAUUAUAUACACAGUACUUGGGUUUGACAAUACAUUAUUGCACUUAUUUUUAGUUGUUGUUAACGUUAAUUUGUAGUUUAAAUCCGGAUUUUAUUUCAGGCAUCAAGAGAUGACUCUGCACAUAUUGAGUUGCUGAAGGCCCAGCUUGCUGAAUGUCAAGAAAAACUGCAAAAGCUAGACUGGAUGGAAGAGAAGCUGCAAGUCUUGGAGACUAGUAUGAAAGGGAAAAUAAUUAUUGAUGAGACAGAUUGGAACAACCUUCUUAGUCGGGUCCUUCUCCUGGAAACAGAUCGCUUGAUACAUUCAAAAAAGGUUCAAUUAAAUUGUUAGAGAUUUAAUGGUUUGUUGCAUUCAGAAAUACAGUAUUUUGUUUUUGUGACAAGAACUGCCACAUAUAUAUUUUGUAAUUCCUUCUCAUAUGUCACAUUGUUUGUUCUGGAAUUGCCUUAUUGGGAUGCGCACUUCUGUAUAUAAUCUUCCUUAACCCAUUUUAUUUUUCCUUUUUUUAUGUAGGGGACCCAGUCACUUAUAAGCAUGUUUAAUCUGUUUACUUAUGCCUUAUAUUUCACAAAUGUUUUUUGUGAAAUGUGAAAAAUUUAAUUAUAUGUAGGAAAAACAUCCAUCCAUCCAUCCUGGAACUGGGUGCCUUCAUUUUGGCUCACUGUGAAGUUGUUGUUGCAACUGUUGCAUUCUUUUGCUAUUGACUAUAGUUAGUAGAAGACCCACACAGCUCAACUGUCUGUGAGGUUGUGGUGACAUGCUUGUUUAAAAUAUUGUUAAUUCUUUCAUAAUUUUUACAAGCCACCUGAAGUGUGGAAAGAGGCAAUGUAUUGUUGAAUUCAGAGGCACCUUUAAUAUGCUUCAUUUAAAGCAGCUCUGUCACUUUUUUUUUUUUUUUUCUCCCUGCACUGCAUCUUUAUAAUCUUCCACCCAGUUAGGUCCAAAUGUCCCUGGACCGAACUUAACUUACCUGAAGAGCUGCCAUCUUAAAACUUCCUACAUGGCAGGUGCCUCCGCCCUUACAUGAAAUCAUUGGUGAUGGGAUGGUCACCUGGUGCUGCCAAACACUGCCCCAUACCAAAUAAGAUAACAUCCAGUGCUCAAUGCAGCAUGUCACCAAAUUGGCCACCGGGAUUUUGUGAGACAUGAGGCAAGAAGAGCUAAAUAUAGCUAUUUACUACCAAUGACAGCCUUGACAAAGGAAGUUGAGCUUGAUUCAAGCUCCGCCCUUCAUCUUUUGUCAAUUUACUGAUUAUACAUAAGGAAAAGUAGUCUCUUUCCUUAUGUAUCUCUUUUAAACAAAACAUUUUUCAAAAUUCAAAAACGUGGUCAAAUAGAAUUAAAUUGGGUAACAAAACAAGUCACUUUAAUGGCAACCAACCUCAUAUAUACUGUAAGGGCUUUGAAAAUGAAUACAUCUUUGUAAUAUUGUUGAAGUCGCUAGAUUCAUUCUGUAAUUUGACUUCAUUAUGUUUAUUAGGGUGAUUUGUCAUCCGAAUUCACAGCUCUCAUGAGUGAAGGGCGCACAUCAAGUCGAAUGACUCAUGAAGUCUGUACAGGUAUGUUACUGCAACUUUUUAACAGUAUAUAUCAUUUAAGGUACGUUUGCACUUAUUUUUAUGUUUAGUUCUAGUAAAACAAAAUUGAUGUUGAUGUGAUGCGAAAGGAUUUUUACAUUGACUUAAAUUGAUAUUUCUGUGUAUCAGAAAUUAUUUUAUAACUUUGCAUUGUCUGCUGGCUAAUGUUGUAGUCGGUCAUAAUUAAAGUGAUAUCCCAUCUAAAUAAGGAUCUAAAUAAAUUUUUGAUGGUUAAAGCUAACCUUAUCCAACCCUCACACAAACGCUAUACCAACCAUACUCCUUACCCAAUGCAUUCACAAACUCUAAUUGUAUGCCUACUCGAAUCUUACACUUAACCUCAUCCUUAUAUCAUGUUUAACCCCAAAACGGCAUAAACCCUACCCUAUUCUUACCCCUACACCUAACCCUAAGAGUAAUAUCAAUUCUCAUAGUAGAAAUGGGUUUUACUCUUUAACACAGUAGAUAGUGGUCAGUGACCACCAUCUACUGGCUGUUUUUCAUAAUUGCACUAUAAGAAUUACUGGAUGACAAUAUUGCAAUUGUUGCUGGGCAGCUAGCAAAGCCCAGCAUCAGUCACAAUCUACUGUGGACAAGCUGGGAGACCCUGCCAGGGUCUCUCCAAAGCAACUGAAGGAAAAAAAAAAAAGAAAAGGCCUGAAAAACGUGAUCUUGCUCAGCUGCAGUUUUAUCCAUGAAUUUAAAGGGCUCUGUACACAGCACAUCGAAACGUCUGGGGCCACUAGCCUUAGAACAUCAAGGGGAGCCCCAGGUAUCAAUUGAUACCUGUGGUUAGUGGUGUGGGCAGCAAUUUAACCCUGCUCAUACGAGAUCUGCAGGGCAUUCUAUGCCGUCCUACAGAUAUUUAGGCCAACCCUGCAGGACAGCAUGGAAUGUCCUAUCAGCGUUAAGGGUUUAAUUUUAAUAUUUUUAAUUGAUGCAGUGAGAUAAUGCCAUUGCUAAGCACAUUUUUUGAAUAGCAGAUUUUAUUGGUUUUAUAAUAUGUUAAGUGCUGUGAAGUGGGUGGAAUGUACCUCUGUUUUAUUGUGUUUUUUUUAUUGUAAUGUAUAGAGCACAUAAACAGAGCAAGCACUUCUAUGUACUUCUAAACAUACGUUUUGUCCUGUUAGUUGCAACCAAGCCAAAUAAUUUAUUAGGAUGGGUUUGUUUCACAAAGUUUUGGCACAUGUAGGGUCAUUCUGGGUGGGCACAAUAGCAAAUAAGCAUCACUGCAAAGAUACAUUUCACCCUAGCUACCCUCCCAGGGUUGAUUGCAAAAUUCUCUAACGCUAUAAACCUGCCCCUUGAACUAAUGUGUCAGUUGAGGACAGUUUUACUUCUCCCCUUUAAGUGUCAAAUUCCUCCAACAUUUUUGUGCAUGCCACACAGUCAAUUAGAAUAGACUUCUCUCCUCCCUUAGUGAGAGCCAUGAUCCGUGGUUAGGCACACAUGAAAUUGUUGUUUUGGCAGGUCAUUACACACACCAGAAGGUGUAUAAACAGAUUGUGGCCACAGUUGGGGGAAAAAAAAAACUUAUUUCAUGAAAAUGCUUGCUGGACCGGCAUUAAAGGACCACUAUAGUGCCAGGAAAACAUACUCGUUUUCCUGGCACUAUAGUGCCCUGAGGGUGCCCCCACCCUCAGGGACCCCCUCCCGCCCGGCUCUGGAAGGGGAAAGGGGUAAAAACUUACCUUUUUCCAGCGCUGGGCGGAGAGCUCUCCUCCUCCUCUCCGCCUCCGUUACGCCCGCCGCUGAAUGCGCACGCGCGGCAAGAGCUGCGCGCGCAUUCAGCCGGUCUCAUAGAAAGCAUUUACAAUGCUUUCCUAUGGACGCUGGCGUGCUCUCACUAUGAUUUUCACAGUGAGAAGCACGCAAGCGCCUCUAGUGGCUGUCAAUGAGACAGCCACUAGAGGAUUAGGGGGAAGGCUUAACCCAUUCAUAAUUAUAGCAGUUUCUCUGAAACUGCUAUAAUUAUGAAAAAAUGGGUUAACCCUAGAAGGACCUGGCACCCAGACCACUUCAUUAAGCUGAAGUGGUCUGGGUGCCUAGAGUGGUCCUUUAAUGAGAUAAGAUCAGACCCCUUAGCCCAAGAUGAGAGAUCUCUACCAAGUAAGUGGUGGGUCUGCCUGUGCAAGCACAGAUUCUUCAGAAACUCUAGUUAUAAUAAUUUUUUGUUGUUGCUUUUUUUAACUUAUGUUUUUCUGUAUAAUUUUAAACAUUGUCUAUGUAUUGCAUUAAAAAUAGGUUUCAGGGGGCGGGGCCUGACAGCCAACAUGGCCGGACGUGUUCUAUGAGAGCUCCAGCAACAACUGGCAGAAACACGACAAUCCCGGCUAAAUUAAUAACGCCAGGAUCACAUGGGGGCCAAAAACCGGUGCAGAACCAUAUGGGGAAUAGAAUGACACCCGACCUGCUCCGCCACUCACUGCGAGUGCAAGAACCGACCGCACGGCCUAAACUGGAGCGGAGCCCGAGGCCUGGGGGAGGCGGCCGAUCCCCCGGCACGAGGCCUGCUCCCAAGCGAAACCUGACGACUUCAGGGACGUUCAGAGAACUGGCGGCAUGGAUACGACCAGCGACCCCGCGCCACUUAGGCAGACACCUACCUCAAGCUCCCGGAGCGGUCUCGGGUCAGAAACGGGAAAGGGGAUCAAAGUGGCGAGAGAGGGCGACAUAUCCCUCCGACACCGGCACCCAGUCACACUGCUAUCGGACCGAGAAAUCAAACCCGCCCGACACACUCUCCACUCAGAGGCACCAGAACUUCCCGACCACCAAUGCACAACCCCACACCUGAAGACCCGCAAGGCCAAUUGGAAAACGGCACAGCUUCAUACAAGCAAGCCUGCCCGGUUCCACUGCCUCGCACGACAUCCCGUCGACCUAAUGAAAACAGGUGCAAGGCGGAUUAGAGCUCUACCCACGGCUGGCAUCGGGUGAACUGGGACACUUGAACAGAGCAGUACCGCACCCACGCUGCCCUAAUUUACCACUCUGAGCUACAACAGGUGAGGGGACCAGGAUGUCACAUGGUACAUUGGACUAUCGCCCAUAAAGGUGCAAUGCUGCGAACUGAUGCUACCCUGUAUUUGCUUUCCAUUACUGGUUUAUCUUGAACUCUGGCCUGCUCUGCCUGGAUGUAUAGCUUUAUUAAUACGCAUAUCCUGCUCUCUGCCUGUUGAAAUGAGUUUUAAUCCGGGUGGUAUACAUACGUUGCUCAAGCGUGAGAACUACCGGUGUUGGACUCAAACCAUAUGUUUAUCCUUCCACAUUUCGCUUAUACUACCUUAGAAUUAAACGAAGGAAUAUCUGUCAUGUUUUCUUCAACUAUGCAUCACAUGCCUAACUAACCCAAUUUACUCCUCCCAGAGGUGUUAGUUUAACGCUUAAGUGGACCUCUAUGGCGAGACUGAGCUAAUCUUAGCCCCAGCUAACAGCUAGACGAGCAUAAAACUGUUAAUCAACAGUUAACUGAAUAUUGUCCUCCUUCUACUAACAAUAAAAAACGGGCUGACACCUGGCUACCCUUGUUCCCCCUAGUUGCAUCUGAUAGACUAGCAUGUACGACAUUACUAGCCUCGUAGGUUAAAGCUAUGUUUAACCCUCACAAGCUACUGGUUCAGAACGUUUAUUAACUCACUAGAUAUGCUAAACAUGUAUUACUCUUGUUUCUCUAUAUAAAAACAAAAAUAUGUACUGUCAUAUCAAUAUGCCUAUAAUGUUACUGUUGUGGCAUAACGAGAAUGCUUGUUACUCUCAUGCACGUGAAAAAUAAAGAAUUAAAAAAAAAAAUCAUUAAAAAUAGGUUUCAUUUCCUGCUUAUUGUGUAUUCUUAAAGCACCAUGAACAGCGUAUUGCCUAUUUAUUUUGCACUGUGAAACUUUGCACAAAUUCUUAAAGAAGAAAAAAAAAAAAAAGGAUGACGUCUUAGUCUUGUACUUAAUCUGACAUAGUUGGUAAUAUGUGAUAAUGAGCUAUAGUAAAUUACAAUUCUUAUUCACCUGCUAGAUCUGCAGUUUCCCGAAAUUUAACAUGUAGACCACAAUAUGCAUUGCAUUGUUUAUGCAUAUGUAUUAGUUCAAUAAACAUAUUCUUAAAUAUUUUGACAUGGGUAAUUUCAUAGUGUUUUUUUUUUGUUUGUUUGUUUUAUUUUUUUUUACUGUAGUAACUGAUAUUUUUAUGUAUUUUAUGUAUGUUAAAUUUUAGAUACAAGUGGUGUUUAGCAUAUCAUUACAUUCUGUAUGGUGUUCCACUGCCAUCUACUGGAAUUGCUAAGUAAUUAAAAAUUACAUUGGAACGUAUUAAGGCUUUCUUGUUUGUGUUUUAAUAUUAUUGACCUAAUUAGUAUUUGUAUCUACUUUUUAAUUUUUCCACAGUGUUAAACCUAUGUUGGCACCUUGUAAUUUGAUGUCAUCUGUAAUUCAAGAAACACUCUAAGCACCAUUACAGUGGGAUGUAGUGAUUAUGGUGCCUGGAGUGUUACUUUUUAUCACUGUGCUUCUAGUUAAAAGAUCAUGCUAAGAUCAAUACAUUGUUUUUUUUAUAUAUAUGUGUAUAUAUAUUUUUUUUAAUUGUUAAACUAAUUUGCAUAUGCUCACCCAGAAUCCUUUGCGGUAGUAACAUCACUGCAAAUUUGUGAUUUAUGUGGGGAAAAGCAAGUCUUAUGGCUUGACUGGUGUGCAGACUUUUGUUUAACAUUGUAUUAACUAUAAUAUAUAUUAAUCAUAUAUAAUAUCCUAAUCUAAAUUAUAUUGGAAUAAAAAAAAUCAAAAGUUGCAGCCCAUCCCCCAAAAUAGAUAUCUAUCUAUCUAUCGAAAAAAGGCUGGCUACUAUACAAGAUAGUAAUCAUAAAUCCAGGAGCUUACUUAGUAUAAUAUGUAAAAAGAAGGAGAACAAAUAAAUAGUAUCUGUCAAAGAGUUAACUGAGUUGGUGAAUAUAGCAAAAAAAUGUAUCUAUCAGAAGGAUACAAUAGCUAAAUGGUUAAGUCACUCACAAAGUGUCCGUUGGCUGCUUACAGUCAAAUAGAAAAAUGAACAAAGCUCGGUACAACAAAGCUAGUGCAAAUAAGCAAUAUAAAUAUAUCGCUAAAAACAACUGUAGAUAUUAAAAUAUUAUUUAUUGAAGAUUAAAAAUGAUAUAAAAUAAAUAGCAUGUCCACAAUCUAAAUGCCAGUCAAUUUCGGGUAAAAUUUGCAAGACCACCUUAGUAUAACGUAUGGAUCCAGAUGAUGUGUGUGAUCCUCUUGCCCAGAUCCUGAUCGCCUGUGAGGACGGCGUGCGUUCCACAGUGCGUUCCACCUCGAGCCUCACUUCGGGGGAACAGCACUGUUCUUGCGACGGUGUUGGUUAUGCGUCUAGGAUCCGGGAUAGGUGAGUUCUUCUGCAGAGAUACCCUGGCUGGAUAGAGUUCGUGUGGAUGUGCCUUCUUGCUGUUCUAGCUGUCUAACGCGUUUCGUAGAGGAUAGCUCUACUUCAUCAGAGACGGAUAAAGCACCCUCUACAUGGGGGUGUUUAAAUACCUCACAGUUGUUAAUUUAAUAAUUGAAAAAAUUGAAAAACUUGAGAAAUUACUUGAAAAAUGUAUACUAAUUCAAUAUAAUAUAUACAUAUCCAAAACAAGAUUGUUACAUAUGAGUUUAUAUAAUACAAUAAAAUAAAAUAAAACGAAAUAAAUAAUAUAUACCAUUCUUUCAUUUGUUGUGUCUUAUUACUUAUGCAUAAUUGGUAUGAACAUAAUUGACAUCAAAAGAGGUUGAUAUCAGAAGUAUGUAUUUUGUGACGUUUUACUUCUUAUAUAUGAUCAGUAUAGCAUAGGCAUGAAUGCAAUCAGUAGUUAAGAGAGGAUGAAGACAAAAAAUAGAAAAUAAUAAUAAAUGGAAACGAAAUAUACUAGAAUAAAAUGCAUUAGACAUUCUAUGGUAAUUAGGACAGAAAGCUUGUCAUACGUCUACAUUAUAUAAACAUUUGGAAGGAGUCUUGUAUCCUGAAACGAGACAUAAUUGUUAAUACAGGGAACCAUUAACAUAGUUUGUGUGUAACAAAUGAGUUUACAAUUAGUUGCUUGAGAGAACAUAGAACAUGGAAAGCACCAAUUAAUUAGAGGUUCAGUAGUGUACCUUAGUGGGAGUUGUAUAUCAGAAAAACUCAUGAGAGUUACAUAAAAAUAUAGAACACUAUAAAAAAAAAUCUAUAAUAUAACCCUAAAAGACUCUGUACAAACAAUAUAAAAGUUUGAAUAUGUAAGACAGGUCCUAGGGGAGCUUAUUGUAAAUUCUUCUUAAAUUUGCAUAAUAGGGACAAGUAAUAUAUUGACAAAAAUGAAUAUAGACAAAAAUGAAGAUGAAAGUGAAGAUACAUGAAUGUGGGAACGUAAAAAGCCCUUGACGGCUAAAAGGGGCAAAUAUCGUCUAACUCAAAAAUUCUGGAUCACAAAUAAAAGGAAAUAUGUGAAAAAAGAAAAAGAAGUGUAAAAUAUAAAAUAUCAAAAAUUAAAAUUACAAUUAAAAAUAGAGUUAAAAAUAGAUAUAAAUAUAAAAAUAGAAUAAAAUAAAAUAAAAAUAAUAAUAAUAAUAAUAAAAAAUAAAUAAAAAUAAAAAAUAAUAAUAAAAAAAUAAUAAGAAAUGAUAAAUAAUAAAUAAUAAAUAAUAAAUAAAAAUAAAAAUAAAAAUAAAAAUAAAAAUAGAAAUAAAAAUAAAAAUAAAAAUAGAAACCUAAAAUAAAGUGCUACUGAAAAGAGAUCAUAAAAAGCGAUCAUAAAAAAGCAUUAAGCUCAAAAUCUACAUUAAGGCCAUGGGGGACCAGAGUGUUAAGGGUAAAAAUCCAUUUCGCCUCAGUUUGGUCUAGAUUAGUGUCUAUACUCCCUGCUCUCCAGUGAACAUUAACUUUUUCAAUGGAAAAAAAUACCAGUCCUGCUGGGUCAGCUCCAUGUGUUUCUCUAAAAUGUUUAGAGAGAUUAUGGGUUAUCAGACCUUUCUUGAUAUUGCGUAUGUGCUCCGCUAUUCUCACUUUCAGGGGUCUCUUAGUGCGUCCUAUGUAUUGUUUUUUGCAUGGACACAUGAUGAGGUAUAUAACACCUGAAGUGUUACAAUUCAUUUCCAUUGAAAAAGUUAAUGUUCACUGGAGAGGAGGGAGUAUAGACACUAAUCUAGACCAAACUGAGGCGAAAUGGAUUUUUACCCUUAACACUCUGGUCCCCUAUGGCCUUAAUGUAGAUUUUGAGCUUAAUGCUUUUUUAUGAUCGCUUUUUAUGAUCUCUUUUCAGUAGCACUUUAUUUUAGGUUUCUAUUUUUAUUUUUAUUUAUUUCUAUUUCUAUUUCUAUUUUUAUUUAUUAUUUAUCAUUUCUUAUUAUAUUUUUAUAUUUUUAUAUUUAUUUUUUUAUUUAUAUUUUUUAUCUUUUAUUUAUUUUUUAUUAUUUUUUAUUAUUAUUAUUAUUUUUAUUUUAUUCUAUUUUUAUAUUUAUAUCUUUUUUUUAUAUUUAUAUCUAUUUUUAACUCUAUUUUUAAUUGUAAUUUUAAUUUUUGAUAUUUUAUAUUUUACACUUCUUUUUUCACAUAUUUCCUUUUAUUUGUGAUCCAGAAUUUUUGAGUUAGACGAUAUUUGCCCCUUUUAGCCGUCAAGGGCUUUUUACGUUCCCACAUUCAUGUAUCUUCACUUUCAUCUUCAUUUUUGUCUAUAUUCAUUUUUGUCAAUAUAUUACUUGUCCCUAUUAUGCAAAUUUAAGAAGAAUUUACAAUAAGCUCCCCUAGGACCUGUCUUACAUAUUCAAACUUUUAUAUUGUUUGUACAGAGUCUUUUAGGGUUAUAUUAUAGAUUUUUUUAUAGUGUUCUAUAUUUUUAUGUAACUCAUGAGUUUUUCUGAUAUACAACUCCCACUAAGGUACACUACUGAACCUCUAAUUAAUUGGUGCUUUCCAUGUUCUAUGUUCUCUCAAGCAACUAAUUGUAAACUCAUUUGUUACACACAAACUAUGUUAAUGGUUCCCUGUAUUAACAAUUAUGUCUCGUUUCAGGAUACAAGACUCCUUCCAAAUGUUUAUAUAAUGUAGACGUAUGACAAGCUUUCUGUCCUAAUUACCAUAGAAUGUCUAAUGCAUUUUAUUCUAGUAUAUUUCGUUUCCAUUUAUUAUUAUUUUCUAUUUUUUGUCUUCAUCCUCUCUUAACUACUGAUUGCAUUCAUGCCUAUGCUAUACUGAUCAUAUAUAAGAAGUAAAACGUCACAAAAUACAUACUUCUGAUAUCAACCUCUUUUGAUGUCAAUUAUGUUCAUACCAAUUAUGCAUAAGUAAUAAGACACAACAAAUGAAAGAAUGGUAUAUAUUAUUUAUUUCGUUUUAUUUUAUUUUAUUGUAUUAUAUAAACUCAUAUGUAACAAUCUUGUUUUGGAUAUGUAUAUAUUAUAUUGAAUUAGUAUACAUUUUUCAAGUAAUUUCUCAAGUUUUUCAAUUUUUUCAAUUAUUAAAUUAACAACUGUGAGGUAUUUAAACACCCCCAUGUAGAGGGUGCUUUAUCCGUCUCUGAUGAAGUAGAGCUAUCCUCUACGAAACGCGUUAGACAGCUAGAACAGCAAGAAGGCACAUCCACACGAACUCUAUCCAGCCAGGGUAUCUCUGCAGAAGAACUCACCUAUCCCGGAUCCUAGACGCAUAACCAACACCGUCGCAAGAACAGUGCUGUUCCCCCGAAGUGAGGCUCGAGGUGGAACGCACUGUGGAACGCACGCCGUCCUCACAGGCGAUCAGGAUCUGGGCAAGAGGAUCACACACAUCAUCUGGAUCCAUACUUUAUACUAAGGUGGUCUUGCAAAUUUUACCCGAAAUUGACUGGCAUUUAGAUUGUGGACAUGCUAUUUAUUUUAUAUCAUUUUUAAUCUUCAAUAAAUAAUAUUUUAAUAUCUACAGUUGUUUUUAGCGAUAUAUUUAUAUUGCUUAUUCGCACUAGCUUUGUUGUACCGAGCUUUUUUCAUUUUUCUAUUUGACUGUAAGCAGCCAACGGACACUUUGUGAGUGACUUAACCAUUUAGCUAUUGUAUCCUUCUGAUAGAUACAUUUUUUUGCUAUAUUCACCAACUCAGUUAACUCUUUGACAGAUACUAUUUAUUUGUUCUCCUUCUUUUUACAUAUUAUACUAAGUAAGCUCCUGGAUUUAUGAUUACUAUCUUGUAUAGUAGCCAGCCUUUUUUCUAUACUCUCUUAUAGGUUUUUGGUGGAUUCCUAUAUCUUUCCAGUUUUAGAGCUUCUGUCUGAUAGGCUGACUCCCUCUUUUCUGUUUUCUAAUUUAUUUUAGUUAGCAGUUUGUGUUUCCUAUAUAUAUAUCUAUAUAUAUCUUUUUUGAUUAUAUUUUUAUUGCAAUAUAAUUUUGUUUAUGAUGAUUAUUUAGCAACAGAGAAUUAACCUCACCGUUGUCAAGUGUGCUGUAGCCUGUUUGAAUAUGUUUUGCUGAGAGCAUAUAUAAUUCUCCUCUUAGCAGCUGGUUUUCUAUUAAUUAUAUAUAUAUAGGCAUCCAUAGAAUCCUUGCACUCAAGCUCCAAUAAAUCAAUAAAGACCUGGUGCUGAAAAUCAGGGGAACAUUUACAUACCGAUCUGUAGUGAUUAGCACUCACGGAUUUCCAGAAAAUAGUAUUAAGAAAUAACUUUUAUUGGUCCAUUAAAAAAACUGCAUGCAGUUUUUUUAAUGGACCAAUAAAAGUUAUUUCUUAAUACUAUUUUCUGGAAAUCCGUGAGUGCUAAUCACUACAGAUCGAUAUAUAUUAUAUUAUAUUAUAUUAUAUUAUAUAUUUUUUAUUUCAACAUAUUCUAGCAGGGAUCAGCAACCUACUUCUCAUGCAAGUCACUUGAGGUGCCUUUUCACGGCACUCAAGACUGCCAGAGACAAACAGGCUCUGGCCUAUCAGGAGUCCCAAUGAGACUUCAUUAUUCUGCUAGUGCAACCCGAGUGGGUGAUUGCAGGUGGUGAGGGACAAUCCUCGAUUUACUCAUUGCAGCACUUCGAGAAAGUAAUCUCAUCACUUCCCAGCACUUGUGAAUGGAAUCUGCACUGAAGUAGAGCAGCCCUGCCCUUGAUCAGCACCUCGCCAGCUUGGUCCCCACUGGACCCCAGUGAAACCACCCACUAGAAAUACACAGAGCUGCAGAAGAAUAUUUCAGACAGCCCACACAAAAACAUGCAUUCCUCACAAACACAAUACCACUGACCAUAUGCACAAAUACAGCGCUACAAAGCAACUGCAGAACGCAUAAAUAACACAAGCAGAAUAUGGCAACAUACAUGCCUCGAUUGUAUAUUAAAAAAAAAAAAAAAAAAAAAUGACUGGCAUGCCAAGGGACUUAAAGAUCUUCUUUUGGCACAGUACUACUAAAAGGUUGCCUACCCCUGUUCUAUAGUAAUGUAUAGUAAAGUAAAUGAUGAGCACAUACAAUGAUACAAAACUGAAUAAAAUACACACAUGAAAAAAAUGUGAAGUAUAACUACACAAAACUUAUUAGUUUCUAUUAUUGCUGAACUGGUAAAGAAACCGGUUUCUUAACAACUACAAUUUCUUUACAGAUUUUAAAACAAAAGCAGAUAUACCUGAGUGCCAACAUCAGUCGUCUGGAUACAGUUCCUUGUUAUCUGCAGACACCUCACCCAUAGCUGUUGACAUUCAUUAUACCAACUUGACAGAAGACUCAAAGGUAAGCUGAACUUACAAAUGAUUUAGUGAAUUCCAUUCUAAGGUCAAUAGAACAUGCCAACAUUAGUAAAGGUAAAUGCUGUCCAUGCUAUUCUGGCCUACAGAAUGCUUGCCCAGUCUAGCAGAUGCUAAAUCUCGUUGAGUGUGUGGAAACAAAAUGCAUUUUACAAAACCGAGUGAUGUGAGCAGCAUAUGAAACAUAAAAUUUGUCCUUGGCAUCUGUCAAUCAGUCUAAUGAAAGCAUACAGGGAAAAGAAGAAAUGAAACAAUGUGCCCAUUCCUUAUUGUGAUUUGCAAUGUGUGCCCUGGCUGUGCCUGGACUGAACGGGAUUGUGAUUAUUAUUUGCUAUUGCCAAUAUUAAAUCAUGUAUUCAAAUGUGUAAUUUCCAUAGAAGCAAGAGUUCUUCUUCAUUAAAGGGACACUAUAGUCACCAAAACAACUUUUAGGUUAAUGAAGCAGUUUUUGUACAUAGAUCAUUCCCCUGCAGCCUCACUGCUCAAAUCUCUGCCGUUAAGGAGUUAAAUCAAUUUUUCUUUUUUUUGCAGCCCUAGCCACACCUCUGCUGGCUUUGACUCACACAGCCUGCAAGAAUUUAUUUUUUCCAUUUUCAAUCAAAUGUUUACUUGCUUUUAGAAGUCUGUAUCUCUUGCUCUGUAAAUUACAUUAAUCACAUAAAGGAGGCUCCUGCAAUGUCUAGCAGCUACAACAGAGCAGGAGAUAAGAAAUCCUAAAUUAAACAAUGUUUAAUAAAGGAAGUAUAAACAUUAGAUGUCUCUUUACAGGAAGUGUUUAGGAAAGCUGUAUAAGUCACAUGUAGGGAGGUGUGGCAAGGGCUGCAUAAACAAAGUGACUUGACUCCUUAAUGGCAGAGAAUUGAGCAGUGAGACUGCAUGGGCAAGUUCUAUACACAAACAUUGCUUCAUUAAGCUAAAUUUGUGAAAUUUAAAUUGGUUCAUAUUGCAUGAUCCUUUUGUUAUGUGACAGGGCUAAUUAAUCAGUGUUUAUUCUCUUCAGAACAUGUCUUAUUUUGUCAUGUACUGACAUUAAUAAAUAUAUUUUUGCAGGAGACCACAAGAAAAAGAAUGGAAAGGAUAGGUAAAAUGUAAGCAUCAUAUUUUUAUUCUUUUACUUUUUUUCUUUGGUUUCAAGUUAGUGUUAAUUAGUGUUCUAGAGUUCUUUUAUAAUGCAAGUUAAAAAAUAAAAAAAUACAAAAAUACAUUUUAGUCAAAUGAUUGAAAAAAACCCCCUCAUAUUUUGCCAAAUGAUUGAAAUGUAAUACAUUAUUGUAUUUUAUUAAGAAAUCAUGGGAAACCAGCUGAGCUUAGUUAAAUGUCUAGUUUACUCUUCUUUUUAUUUUAAUAUUCAUUUGGCUGUUUAUUUUUGCCUAACUAAAUGGGGGUUAUGUAUAAAAGGUUUUGUGUUCAGCUUUGGGCUCUUUUUUGCAAGUCAUCCCUUUUUUAUUCCCUUAUUGUUCCAAAAUAUUCUUUACUGUGCCUCUACCGUCACUUUAUAUUCGUGUUUUAUUUUUAUUCUUUGUUUUCGGUUUACAAAUGUGUUACUGUGUUUUUUUAUUUUAUUGGUGCCCAUUGUUUAGUUUUUUUGGUUUGUUUUUGUCUGUCACUCUCAAAUAAAAAUUCCCAGCAGUGUGUGUGUGUGUGGUGCAUUUUCCGUGACCAGUAAGCAGCCUUUAAUGUAUUUUUUUUUUUUUUUUCUUGGAAUAUAAAAGUGUUUCAAAUUGUCAGUGUAAUAAUGUCGAUUUGUCCUUGUAACGGAGCUCCAGUACUCCGACUUUAAAUGGCUCGCCAUAAUAACCACUAGAUUGAAGGAAAGAUAUAUAAUUAAUCUGCGUACUGAUCUGUAUAUCUGUUUUAAGACUCCAAAUAUUAUCUUUAUUGUUUCUAUCAGCUGUUCAGUAAACUUGUUCAAAAAGUGGAUUUGGCUGGUUCGUCUCAAUUAAAUUCCUUUUAAUCCACACCUUAACCAUCUUUUGUUUGUGUGUGGAUUAAAAGAAAUUUGAUUGUCGUACUGGGCGAAACAAAUUUUUUACAUAAGUCUGCUAUUCAAUGAACUAUAUUGAUUCAGUGGGGUAGGUUUCUUUGUUGAUCCCUUUGUCCUUGCUCCUGCAUCUGCACUAAAACCAUGAAUGUGCAUGUUUUCCAACUCUCCCCCAUCUUUCCAAUAUGUUAUCUCUUACCAGCAAGUACUAGCACAUUAUCACUUUUCCGGUAAAAUAUAUAUUUUUUAAAUUAUUUAAUACUUAAAAGUUUGUUUUACUGUCUUUUUUGGAUGUCACCUUUUUUUAUUACCUUAUUGUUACAAAAUAUUCUUUACUAUGGGUCGACAGUCACUUUACAUUCAUGUUUCAUUUUAUUCUUUUUUUCAGUUUACAAAUGUGUUACUCCCAGUGUUUAUUAUUUUUGCCAUACAAGUACCUUAAUCUAUUCCUUUUCUUUUAUCUCUAGGAUGGAGGAAACCACACAACUUUUAAAAAGUUCAAGUAAUGCAUCAUAAUUGUAUUUUAUAUUGCCUUUUACGUUUUAAGAAAGAAUACUAUUUGACUACGUUACAUCUAUAAUAAAUUAUUUUUUUUUA